This is a messenger RNA of Neurospora tetrasperma FGSC 2508, 1392 nucleotides long. RefSeq lists its product as uncharacterized. The coding region runs from base 1 to 1392 and encodes 463 amino acids. The transcript has 3 exons. The record is from RefSeq and is a predicted model, not a curated record. NCBI's taxonomy places the organism in Eukaryota, Fungi, Ascomycota, Sordariomycetes, Sordariales, Sordariaceae.
AUGGCACCUUGCGUUGCUAACGUUGGUUCCGCCGCUCGCGCGGGCGCGGCUCGCCAAGAAGCAGAAGAAGACGACGUCGUCGACACCGUCGAAGAAAUGUAUGGGCGCGCGGUUCGUGAGUAUGAGGGACUGGGCACCUCUCGCAUCUCCUCCGAGGCUACGAGCAGCGCUGCCCACAACCUCCCUGUUAGCCCGCCCACCCUUUCCGUCCCUCCUCUCUCUGGGGACACCGUCGCGUCAGCCCAGGCGACGCAGCCCAACUCUUUCGUCUCGGGUGCUCACGCGCCCGCAGCUCUUCCCUCGCUGGGUAGAGGACACGCUCUGACGUCCUCCUCGGGCCUCGCGCAUGGUAGUGGCCUCGCGGCUGCUUACGCCACCUCUGCGGCCGUCCCGCCGCAGGAAGAGUCAGGCAUGGAGACAUGGAGGCGGUCACGAGUUGAGUUCGGGGUUGGCGGCGACUGGGGGUUGGAGAUAAUGGAGGGUGGAACGGCGCAUGUCGUCCAGCACGUAUGCGGGCCGCAGGCGAGCGUGGUGUAUGUGCUUGAUCGUAGCCAACAGGGUCAGGCAGAAGAAGGUUACGAAGAAGGAGAGGAAGAGGAUGAUAGCGAGAGGGGCAGGGAUGUUGGCGUUGCUCUCACCAGCGUCGACGAUGAGGUUGAGUUUGAUGAUGACGAGAGCAUGGGGGACCAGGCUACCGAGGAAGCGACCGCGCAAGUGGCUCGCGACCAACGUAGGAAUCGACGCCUCGGGCGGGCCCAUUUUACUUCCGAGGAGAUUCAGUCCUUCCUCUCGCCCCCCGAUCUCACACCUGAGGCCGCGGAGGCACCCUCCAAUUCUCCUCCUCCCUCGCUCCCUGCUCCGUCUGCCACUGGCGCUCCGGCUUCGGUGGCAGCUCCCAUUGUCCCAAGCUUGGGUUCACCGUUGACUUCGGCUGACUCCCAGGGCUUCCUUGCGGCCGCUCAUCCGAGGGUUCCACCUGUGAGCCACGCUCCUGGUGUCGGCCCCUACCACAUCAGCGAGCACGCUGCUCCAAUCCGGGCAGUGGGUAAUCAGGGGCUAGAAACAGUCCCGUAUCAAUCCGAUGCGGGUCACCGUGCCGCCCUUUCUGACGACGAGGUGCCCCAGGUGCCUCGUCUGGUAGGAAGGUCCGGAUUCGGAUUACCCAGACACUUCACGUCGGGCAACUUCUUUGAUCCUGCCGCUCGUAGUGGGCGUACGGAUAAGGGAAGACCUUCGAGUCUUCCGGACGUCGACGUGAGCGAAGAUGGGGGAAAGGGUGGUAAAGGGAAGAAGGAUGUAGUGAAGAAGUCUCAGAGAUUUUGGCCUUCUUUUACGGGACGGAAGGGUGGGAAAGGAAAGAAGAAGAAGGACAGGGACAAUGAGGCUGGAUGA